Chilo suppressalis (striped riceborer) is the source of this 5834-nucleotide messenger RNA. The record is from the annotation of a GenBank genome assembly. Lineage: Eukaryota; Metazoa; Arthropoda; Insecta; Lepidoptera; Crambidae.
CUCACAACACAUCUGUCAACUAUUCCCAUAACUUUUAUACAGAACGGAACGCAGCCCAACUUGUAAAAGUCAAUUUACGAUUUAUGGUUGCUAACUCGCUAGCUAGCUUUGCCGAAUAAAAAAGGAAAAAGCAAAAUUGCGAGGAUUUAAAAACAUUUUUGGUGGAUUUUAGUGUGAAACUAAUCGCAAAAGUCAUAUUGGACAACUAUUUUACUACAAUGCUACAGAACAAUUUUAUUAUUCUGAAGACUUUGAAAUUUUCUCUGUUUUUUUUCUGAUUAUUUGAUAUUUAAUAAAAGUUUCAUGUUAUGGCUCCAGUAAACAAAGAUAGACAUCCAAAUCAUACGGGUACUAUACCUAAAACAAAAGCUAGAAACAAUUGUAAUGUGCCGCAGGAAGCUGUAACUCCUACGAGAAGAGACAUGACGAACAAUCUGGUAUCGACUUCCUUGGAUUGGGUGCCAGUUUCAGAGUACAAUUCAAGGCCUAAUUACAAUAAAUCUAGAAAACCAUCAAAUAAUACAUCUGACCAUGAGCUAACCGAUUUAGAUAAUUCUGUAUCAUUUGAGAGUGGAUUUGGGAGAUUCGUGCCAGUGAGGCCUCAGCCAAGAGCUCUGCCACUGAAUGUGCAGAAUCGUGAAAACAUAGGAAGUGACCAUCACGACGAUCCCAGUGGAUCUUCUAUCAGUGGACACACAUUACAUCCUUAUGCACAUCAAAUGCAAAAUGGCUUAAUUCCACAUUCCAAUCAUGCUGCAGCAGCUGUGAUGAUAGUCAACCCAACAACACCUAAUGCUGUUACUGGAAACAUAGCACAACCAUUUAAUACACCAAACCAAAAUAGAAACAAUUUGUCACGGAAUUUGAAUUCUUCUCGCAACAAUUUCGAAGGCAAUACCAUCACAAGCAAUAAUAAUUCUACACCACCAAUAACUAAUUCUCGAACUGGCACUAAAACCGUCAACUUAAUGAACAACAUGUAUGAUCAAGGGCAAGGCAGCUUCAACAAUCUCAAUGAUAGUAAUUCUAUACACAGGGAAUCUGCAAGAGCUUUAGGAGAAGCUAUAGUGGCAGCAUGCCCUGACGCGGCUGCAGUGGAACGAAGACUGGGACAAAUUCGAGAAUACAUAAGAGUUACGUCAUCCCUUGUUGACACUAUGAGAAAUUCAGAAGAUGAGGCUUUUAUUGAGCACACUAAGGAAGAAUAUGAUGAACUGGUAGAGAUGGUAAUGAAAUUAAAAGAGAGUGAAACUAAAUUAGAAACUAUGCUGGACAAAAUGAAACCUGAAAAUGAAGAAGUUCCAGCAGCAGACCUGAAUGACAUGCCAGUAGAACAAAUGGAAGUCACUACUCCUAACCUAACUGAAAAUGUUGAAAGCACACCAGAAUCAGUUUUGUUAAAUGAAAAAUGUUGCCAUGUCAAAAGUAUAAAUGACAAAACUUCUGCCAAUAGCCUGAAGAAAGUUACUAAUAUAGAAAAUGAACAAAUUAACAAAAAUUUGUACAAUAUUAAAGGUUGUGAAGAAUCACACAUUAAUACAAAUGCAACUAAUCAGAUUGUACAGGCUAAUCCAGAAACAUCACAAAAUACUAUACUAGAUAUUGAAAAAGAUGAUUCUCAUUUGGAUUCUCAAGAUAAAAUUGAAAUAAUAGAGAUUGAAUCAACUCCAUACAAUGAAUCUCCAAUCAAGAAGGAUGACAAACAUUUAAAUGACAUUUUACGAAAAAACAUACUGUCUUGUGUUGAAAAAGUAGCACUUAUUGAAGAAAUAAAAAAUAAACAAUCUUAUAAUAUGCCUGAACAGCAGGAUCUAGUGACAAGACCAGUUUCAGUACAGAGCAAUGGGUCUAUAUAUAGUGAUAAUGAACUUUGGCCUAAUGAAUAUAAAAGUAAAAUAGAAUUAUCACAAAUGCGUAUGGCUGCACUUAAACAGCAAGAGAAAAGGCUUCUUAAAUAUCAAGAAGAAGCAAAACAGCAAUUAGAAGAAUUGACUAGAGACAGGCAGUCUCAAGAAAUUCAACCUUCAACAUCACAUGACAACUUUGCUGGUAUGCAGAACCAGCCCUUUAGUGCAAAUUUUCUCCAUCCGAAUCGAAUGUAUGCUGCCAAUCAAAUAGGGGUAGCUACUACUCUGCCACAUUCUACGGAGACUUUGCACAGCCAGCAGAACCUUUCUGAGAACUUAGACAAUGAACAUGGACACAUUCACAGUCAAGAUGAACGCUUCUCACAGCGUGAAACUAAUGUUGCGAGUAAUGAAGAAACUACUAACGGCGUCCAGAAUAGCGAAGGUGAAGACGACGAAGGUCUGUUAGGAGAACGUGGCCGCAUGUUGCAAAUGAAACUGCGUGAGCUACAAAUGAAAAAACAACAUAUGGAGAACUUGGUAUCAGAGUUCCAGAAAUUGCAAAUGGCUACUUGCUUGGAAACAUCUCAUAAUACAUAUUCUAGUUCCGGGGAAGAUAGCGCAGACGACGAACCUACUCGCAAAUGUAAUAAACCUGUAAGUGGUAAUAUUAAAAAUGAUGAUCCAUUCAAACUGAUGGAGAUAAAAGCUAUUAAGACCGCACUACAGAAGACGAAGGAUCUCAUGAGAUCAGUAGAGAAUUAUGAGGCUGAUCAUUUAUCUGGAAUUCACGAUGAGACUUAUUCAGUCCCAGGACAUUCUAAUAUUCAUGAUAAUAAAUCUGAAGGCGGUGGCAGCGCGGGUGGUUGGUCGAACGAAGGCAGCAUGUGUCGCGUUCGGAACACAUUACCGCAAAGAAACAAGUUCACUAACGAACAACAUUCUCACCAACAACAACAACAACUUCAACAACAUCAGCAACAGCUUCAACUACAACAACAGCAGCUUCAACAACAACACCAACAACAAGUUCAACAACAUCAGCAACAUCAACAUCAGCAGCAAACUCAUGAAGCCAAUAUAGCUUCAUUGCAAGAAUUAGCGCAAGAGUUGCGCAUGGAAACAGAGAAGGUAAUGGGUGAACGAGCGCGCAUCAAAGAUAUGAUCUCGAAUAAAGAAGUGGCCCGCAAACAGAAGAAAGUAAACGAAGAAGUGAGAGCUGGGCCAAGUGGGGCCCCAGGUCCCGCCGAACGAAGGCAGAUGCAACUACGAGCCCUUCUAGCUGACAAACAGCGCGAAUUGGAGGCACUGCUGAAUAAAGAGAAGGUUCUCUGCACUGAAUCAGAAGUCCAAAAUCGAAAGCCCUCUUCCAGGUCUGGUUCAGUGGCAAACAGAUCUUACAACAGCGAACAGGAAGAACCAGAUUCACGAUCUGAACCAGUACUGAUUGAUUCACAGAACUCUAGAGAAAAUGAAAACUUCAGGGUUGGCAGUGGCGAUAACUCUCUAAGCGCUAGAUCGGUAAACACAGUACCAACCCAUUUGGGAAGCACUUAUGCUAGCGACAGUGACAGCGUUUCCAGAAACAAAUCCAAUCAAAGAAACCGAGUUCGAAGAAGACAACCUCAAGAGCGGCAGUCCGACGAAAUUAUCUCGCAGACUAACAAUACAAAUCAAAAUGUGCGACAUGAACCUAGGAGUGAGAUAUCUAACGUCAACAUGGUUCAACCGACAACACAAAACGUUGAAAAUCCUGUUAAUAUUCCAUACCACCACUUGCCCCCACCCACUUGGAACACCAAUAAAUGCAAUCAGGAUAUGCGCACAAAUCAGUUUACUCAGAACAGCCAUUCUCAGACCAUGGAUAGAUUGCUGGGCUCGCCUCAGAUGUCCUUUCCACCGUCUCUGCCAUUCAACAUGAUGAUGCCGUAUGGUAUGGUUGGUGCUUGCGGGGCCGCUUGCCCGUGCGGGUGUGCAGCGUGGGGCGCAUGGUGCUGGCAGCAGUUGGCCCUGCAGCAGCGAGAUCUGCACCAGCUGCGUGCCCAGCUAGCGCACCUUGAGGAACGGUGGCGUGCUGAAACGGCGUCUCACACGCUUAAUAACCAAGUUCCUCCCGGUAAUCGAGCCAAUAACUAUUGGGACAAUUUCCGCAGUUAUUCUCGUCAAAAUCUUCUCUCGGCUAACAGCAAGACAAACGCGGACGGCCACUUGGGCGUCGGCCCCCCUCACAAUCCGCAUCCGUUGGUCGAAAGGUCUCACAACACUCUGCACCAUACAUCAUCGUCCACAUCUCCCUCGAUUACACCGAAAAGAAACACGAAUGCAGCUAGCUCGUCACAUAACUCCCUUACACAACCUCAACAAGCCAACGAGGAAAUACCUAACAGGCACAUCCGCAGAAACGUCGCCUACGAACGAUCUCUCUCGUUCUCAUCCGCUCCGGACGUAUUGAACGUCAAUCAAAACUCUGAAGGCGAUGGAAACGCAGCUACCCACUCUAGAAAUAUUGAUGAACCAACCAAUUCAGUGAACUUAUCCAAUGUCAAUAUAAAUAGACAAGACGUCUCAUCGAAUCCGUUUAGAAAUUUGAAUAUCGCUAACCCCAUUCCUGAAAUAAUACAAUCGCAUUCCAAUAACAUCAAUUCAUCCGCCAAUAGCAAGAAAAAGUCCUCUUCGAAACUACCUGCCAAGAAUUCGACGAACAGGCGGAAUUAUACGUUGGACUAUUCGCAAACUAGUAAUAUUAAUAUAGCCAGUACUUCCGAGAUGCCUAAUCCUAACUUGGCCUCUACGAGCCGUGACGUUCACGAUAAAGCCACAUCUAAGUUGUUUGAUUUACUACGAGAAAACGUUUACUCUGAAGUUACUGCACUGAUUGGUGUUAACGAAUCGCAUCCUGAUUUCUUAAUACAAUUGUUUAGAGAAUUGCAACUGAUUAGUUCAGAUCCUCUGAGACAGAAAGUCUUGCAAUCGAUCCGCAAUGUACUAUCACAGUACAGUUCCAUUUUAGAAAGUCGCAGCAGUGACAAUGGUCAUGAUACAAGUAGGCCUGACGACAAUGUGACGACUUCUGAAGAUUCUAACAAUUACCAUGAAUGUAAUUCAUCUCAAAAUGCCUGCAAUUCUAGUACCGUGCAAAUCGAUAAUAAAAUAGUCCACUUUUUGCUGAUCAAAAGUGACGAAAUUUUUACUAUAGACUUAUUGGAUUCUUUGGCAUCGCAAAUCCUUUGCACUAUGUCUGAAGGCAGAUAUUCUCAACAAGCUAAAAAAAGGAUUAUUGAACUACUUUCAAAAUAUGAAGGUACAAGAGUUUGCGACGUUUCAAGUAAUAUUAUAGAGAACCUUCCCCUCUUUAUGGCCUCUCACAAUGAAGGAGAUGAAUCCAGCCACCUAGCGACAGAGCGAUCCGAAUCUUCUAUUCUACAAGACGUAGCAGGAUCGUUGAAUCUGUUUAGCUCGAGCGAUAGCCAGCUACAUCAACUCAACGCAUGCCCGUACGAUAUGUGGCCCGGGCACGUGCACAUGGAUAUUGAUGCCUCCGAGUUGAACGACAACAGUCCACGGUCCAGUCAAGAAGGCAAAGUGGAUUUGAUAAACUGUUCUGAAAUGCAUAACGGAGACCUAGCCGAAGCCGACCAGACUUGCCAUUCCGACAUCGAUAACAACGGCCGAGACGAGGCGGAGUCUAAUGCAGAGGCACUGCCUGACGUGGUGGACACUGAAGAAGUGACGCCCACUGAGGUAAUGCGACACGUACUUUAUUGUAGAUGCUUACCAUUAAUUAAUUGCACUAACCGAUCUGUUUAAUCUCUUGUGACUAUGAAUACUAAACUUUUAAUCCAAUUAAAAACGUAUACUAUCCUUAAUUUCAAGCGCUUAAUCCUGUAAGUGUACCCCGCCGAAUUUGUAAGCAGAAGUUGCCAAACCACAAUUUUAAAAGCCGAGUUGUAAUUUUUCAUAUUAAUAUUAUAACGUGUACAAUCAGUC